AACGUGGUUCCCAAGAUAAAAUGAACGUGGGCGUCCUCUCUCAGGUGAGGAGGUACUUCAAAGUUCAAAGUACAAAGUCCAAACCCUUCAAAAACAGGGGUGGCAUGACUUCAACACCCGCGAUACGGUACCAAGCAAGCAAGCAUCGUUUGAGUAUCCGAAGGUAAAAAAGUCUGCGUGCCCACAACAGAAGACGAUCUUUUGGGCCCAAAUUCUCUGUCUCUUCUUCGGAUUUGGAUCUCUCAAUCCAAAAUGAGCUUGCAGUUGCUAUAGAAUGAUUAGUCGGUGGUGGCCUCGACCUGAGUUCUGUUAUUGCAUUUUAUUUGGAGAUUGACUGUUAUGAGAGGUGCACAAUGUUUCCUGGCAGUGGAUGAACACCCGUCUAUGAGUGAGGAUGGGGAUAUGAUGGAGAGUUCUAAUGGAAAAGAGUUGCUUACAACUGAAGAAAGUUCUGAUAUUGAACCAUAUGUGGGUAUGGAAUUCGAAUCUGAAGAAGCAGCUAAGGUGUUUUAUGAUGCAUAUGCCACGCGAUUGGGAUUCAUCAUGCGUGUUGACGCAUUUCGCCGAUCAAUGCGUGAUGGAAAGGUUGUUUGGCGUCGACUUGUGUGUAAUAAAGAGGGUUUCCGUAAGUUGAGGCCUAAAAGAAGUGAAAAUAGAAAGCCUCGGGCAAUCACAAGGGAAGGGUGUAAGGCAAUGAUAGUGGUGAAGAAAGAGAAAACUGGAAAAUGGCUUGUAACGAGAUUUGUAAAGGAGCAUAAUCAUCCACUGGUAGCUACACCUGCUAAUGGGAGAAGAAGUGUGCUUCUAUCUCAAACACCAGUGGAGAACCAGAUCUCUAAGAUGAAAUUGCCAGAUUGUUUGUGUUCAGAAAGAUUAUUCUGCUGCAGUCUUAUUUUUUCAAUCAUAUUUGAAGUGCAAUGGGGCACAUUCCAAUUUCCAAGUACACAGGAAAGAGAAAAGAGGAAAUGCCCAUCUAAGGGGAAGAAGAAGAAAAAGGAAAGGACCAUGUUUCUUUACUUCCAAUGCUCAACUUAUGUUCCAACUUUGCAACUGAAUUUAGUCUUUUUUUUCCUUCUUGAAUUCAAACUAUGAUUAAGCAAUGCUUUCCAAUCUAGCGUUACAUAAACUUUUCUUACAAUACUUGGUUCUUAUUUUUGAGUUGUGGGAGGUUGGUAUUGUUCUCAGAAUUAGCAAAAAAAUAGGCAGGACUCUGAGGAGAUCUGGAAAACCUGUUUGUUGAACUGUUUUAUAUAAAAAGCCAUCCGUUGCAGAGCGAAUUAGAUCUUAUUAUGUUACUUCUUUAUCUUCUUUAAGUGUUACGUUCAAUUUGUUUUUAAAUGGAAUUUGUGUAGAGGAAACAUGAACUGCAGCUGCAUUAGUUGUGCAUCCUCUUAUCGUUUCACUGAUUUGGCAUCUUCAGAUGUGUCUGGAAGCCCUUAUAGUCGUCAUCAGGGUGAAAAUCUAUGAUGUCUUAGGCUUAGUAAUCCUAGUUCUCCAAUAUUCCAGUAUACCCUUUUUUUUCAAGCCCAUGAUUUUUCCCAAGCAUGCAUUUUCACUAGAACAUCCUGCAUAGGCAUUGCUCUUAUAUAUGUCCCAUGUACUUGCGCUCUUGAAUAUUCUUAUGAUCAAUUAAAUCUUGUCUACCGAUCAAAAAAAAAAUCCUAAGCAUGCAUUUGAUGGAGCAAUUAGAUUGUGUGCAUUUGCUUUGCAUCUUAAAGAGAUGAAAGAGAUUAAAGAAUGAGAAUUGAUCUGUCAUUGGAAGGUUAAAUUUCUUCUAUAAAGGUAAUUUAUGUAUUAGUGGUUUUACAUAUG
Molecule: messenger RNA, 1812 nt
Organism: Carya illinoinensis
Lineage: Eukaryota; Viridiplantae; Streptophyta; Magnoliopsida; Fagales; Juglandaceae
Product: protein FAR1-RELATED SEQUENCE 5
Exons: 4
Coding region: 340-1092 (250 amino acids)
Source: RefSeq, a predicted model, not a curated record